Nipponia nippon (crested ibis) is the source of this 525-nucleotide messenger RNA. Lineage: Eukaryota; Metazoa; Chordata; Aves; Pelecaniformes; Threskiornithidae. The record is from RefSeq and is a predicted model, not a curated record.
AUGGAAAAGGUUAUUAUCGACGAUGUUCCCCAAAUUACCCGCUUCAGCUUCCGAGACAGCAGUCUGCCCCUGAAUCCCCCCGGGAUGCCUCCUCCUUCCCCACCCGCUCCUGCCCCGACCCCUCUGCCUCCUUCCCGCCCUCCACCUCAACCCUUGCAGCACACGCAGCAGCUUCCGCAAACAGCUCCAGGCACCGAGGCGACGGAUUUCCCCAGCGCAGCAAUUCAGGAACUUGUCCCCCUGCCCCAGCUCCUCUGCCCCAUGGACGGACAGAGAGAUGGACACUGCCGGGCCUUGUCACUGGAGGGUGACUCCUGGGGCUGGGCUGCCCCCGGGUCGCAGCAGGAUGCUGGGGGGCUGCGGGGCCAGGCAGGCUCCCCCCAGCUUGCCAGAGGCAGUGGGACCCCAUGGCAGCCGGCCGUGGGGCGAGGGGCAGCCACGCUCAACCUGUGCCGCCGGGGGCCCGGAGACCACUCCUCCCCGCCUCGCCUGCCAGGUCCGGGCUUCGCUGGGGGGACACGGUGA